Molecule: messenger RNA, 1524 nt
Organism: Exophiala bonariae
Lineage: Eukaryota; Fungi; Ascomycota; Eurotiomycetes; Chaetothyriales; Herpotrichiellaceae
Gene: CYB2
Product: Cytochrome b2, mitochondrial precursor
Exons: 2
Coding region: 1-1524 (507 amino acids)
Biological process (GO): lactate metabolic process
Molecular function (GO): heme binding; L-lactate dehydrogenase (cytochrome) activity
Source: RefSeq, a predicted model, not a curated record
AUGAAUCGCGACAAGGGAGAGCAGCCGGAUGUCGGUACCUUGACCGGUGAUGAGGUGGCAAAGCAUAACUCGAGAGAAUCUUGCUGGGUCAUCGUCCAUGGCAAGGCAUACGAUGUGACGGAAUUUUUACCUGAACACCCCGGAGGCCCCAAGAUCAUCCUCAAGUACGCGGGCAAAGAUGCCACUGAAGAAUAUGCACCUAUCCACCCUCCGGACACCCUCGAUAAGUUCCUGCCCAAGGACAAGCACCUGGGUGCAGUCAACAUGGAAACUGUACAGCAGGAAGUGAAGGAAGAAAGCCCUGAUGAAAAGGCACGGCAAGAACGCAUCAAAAAUAUGCCUAUCCUGGAAGCAUGCUACAAUCUUAUGGACUUCGAAAGUGUUGCUCGUGAGGUCAUGAAGAAACCUGCCUGGGCAUAUUACAGCUCAGGAGCAGAUGAUGAAAUCACCAUGCGAGAGAAUCACAGUGCUUUCCAUAAAAUUUGGUUCCGACCAAAAGUUCUGGUCGAUGUGGAACAUGUCGACAUCAGCACCACUAUGCUCGGCACGAAAUGUGAUAUUCCUUUCUAUGUCACUGCCACUGCCCUCGGCAAGUUGGGCAAUCCCGAGGGCGAAGUGGUACUUACCCGGGGCGCCCGGAAACACAAUGUCAUUCAGAUGAUCCCCACCCUAGCAUCAUGCAGUUUUGACGAAAUCUGUGAUGCCAGAGAAGGUGAUCAGUGCCAGUGGUUGCAGCUCUACGUGAACAAAGAUCGUGCUAUCACAGAAAAGAUUGUGAAGCACGCCGAAGCACGAGGAUGUAAGGGCCUAUUUAUCACAGUCGAUGCACCUCAGUUGGGCAGACGAGAAAAGGAUAUGCGAAGUAAAUUCGAUGACACGGGCUCCAAUGUCCAGAAUACCAGUGGUGAAAACGUGGAUAGGUCACAAGGUGCUGCACGAGCGAUCUCCAGCUUCAUUGACCCAGCCCUUAGCUGGAAGGAUAUCCCAUGGUUCUUGAGCAUUACCAAGAUGCCCAUCAUCCUUAAGGGUGUUCAGAGAGUUGAAGAUGUACUCAAGGCAAUCGAAGCCGGCGUUCACGGUGUGGUUCUGUCCAAUCAUGGCGGUCGACAGUUGGACUUUGCACGAUCAGGUAUUGAAGUUUUAUCUGAGGUCAUGCCCGUCCUUCGGGAGCGUGGUCUGCAAGACAAGAUCGAAAUCUACAUUGAUGGUGGCGUCCGCCGAGCCACAGACAUCAUUAAAGCACUUUGCCUGGGAGCCAAAGGUGUUGGGAUCGGUCGACCUUUCCUGUUUGCCAUGUCCGCCUACGGAUUACCAGGCGUGGACCGAGCCAUGCAGCUUCUCAAGGAUGAGAUGGUGAUGAACAUGCGUCUGAUUGGUGCAUCCAAGGUCGAGGAUUUGACGCCAGAUAUGGUCGACACUGCUGGGUUGAAAUACCACACAGCCACAGUACCAGGAGAUACCUUGGGACUGCGAGCCUACGAUCCCCUUAUCACGCCCAAUGAGAUGCUCAAGUCCAAAUUAUAG